GUUUUACCCUUGGAAGGUGUAUGGAAUUAGCACGAGCUCUUGCUCCCCGUGGAGUUAGUUAAAAAAUAAACUGUGUUUUCACGCAAUCCUAGUCAGGAAAAUAAUAAAAACACAAUUUUCUUAUGUUACGUAAUGUUUUUCUCUCUGGACAUUCAUGUGUAGUGUUGUGACCGUGUUCAAUAUCAAGUUUUUGAGGCUAAGGACAGAUACCAUGCUUUACUAAACCAACAUGGUAACACUCCAUAUUGUUUUUUCGAAAUUUAUUUACUACUAAUCCUAUUUACCCUGUAUCAAAUCAAAGUAAGGUAGAUUAGUAUGGAUACACGUGUUCCUCCAACACCAAAAAAUCCUGGAUUAGAGGAUGACAAUAACACCAAAUCAGAACCAGGGGCAUCUUAUGCCCAUGCAGUACUAAAUUUUAAACAGACAACUUAUAACAAUAAUAAGGAAAAUAUUGAGGAAACUCAUAAAGAAAAUCAUCAAGCACAGGCAGUGGUUGAAAAUACAAAACAACCUGAACCAGAAACCUCUAAGGUGAAUGUAGUUGCAGAUGAUGAUGGAACUUUUACUCCUGUAGUAAGCCACAGCAGGAAGGAUAGGAAAAAUGAGAAACUAAAGAAGAACAAAGUUGCUCAUAUAGAAAAGGAAAAGCAUGAAAAACAUGACAAGAAAGAUAAUCAUGUUCCUAGAGACAAGCAAAAAGAUGGUAAUCCCAAAGACAAAGAUAAAAAAGAUGAAAAAGAUGUGACCAGUAACAAGGAAUCAGCAGAGGAACAAUCUGAUGUCAAAAAAGUGUUUGUAGAAGCUCCAAUUCCAAAAGUGAAUCCUUGGCAGUUGAAACAUGUGUCACAGACCAAUCAAAAAGAUGAUUCAGCUGCAAAAAGAGUUCUUCAACCAAAAAAGCAAGAAGUGACAACCAAUGGAUCAGUUGCUCCAAUUGUUCAAACUGCUACAGCUUCAUCAACUAUACCUGCUGCACCAACUGCUGCACCUUCAGCAGUUCCAACUACAGCAUCAUUUGGAGUUGUCAAAGCUCCAAGAGAUAAACGAAAAUAUAACCAAAAGGCUAGUGAUUUUACUGAUAUUUGCGACUGGCCCUCGCUAGGAAAUAAUGGUACUGCCUCGACUCCUACCACUUCUACUGCUGCUAAUGCUGAGACAACCAAGUCUUUCGUCCCUGCACAGGUCCAGUCUUCUUCAUCUUCCGCUUCGACAUCCAAAGAAAGGACUCCACAACAGCAACACCACAAUGAAGAGCACGACGACAAGAGGAAGCCCACUAAGCAGAAGUGGGUGCCUAUGGAGAUCGAGCUGCCGAAGGCAAACAAGAACGAGAGGAGACGUGGCGAUAAUAGGGCUAAUGAUGAGAGGUCGACUGUCAGUGAGGGUGAUAAGGAUUGGCGGGCAGAACGUGAACUCAAUGGGCACAACCACAAUGAACGGCAUUCAAGACCUGUCCCUGGUGGUAGAAAUAGGAAUGACAGAUCAAGAGGUGGUAGAAGGGGGAUGAAUAAUCGACAGAAUAACAGGAUUCCGAACAAUCCAGACUACAUCGAUUUCAAUGCUGAAUUCCAGCGUGGAAAACUUGGUGAAAUGAUGGAUGGACAAGGCUUUGUGCCAUAUAUGGGCACUUAUUAUUUCAACAGUAAUAGCUACCUCAGUUUAGACGGACCAACUGUUAAAGAAUAUAUCAGGAACCAAAUUGAAUACUACUUUAGUGAGGAUAACCUCAACAGAGACUUCUUCUUGAGAAGAAAAAUGGAUGCAGAAGGCUACUUACCUGUCACUCUAAUUGCUUCUUUCCAUCGAGUUCAAGCUUUGACAAACAAUGUUGCGUUGAUUGUCGAAGCUAUCAGUUCCUCUGAUAAACUCGAAUUGACAGCUGGCUUCAAGGUACGGCCAAAGAAAGAUCCACUGCAAUGGCCCAUUCUAGAUGAAGCAAACGAGUUGAAGGAAGAAAUGAUAUCAAAGUUGGUACCACCACCUCCGUUGCCGAAAACGCUAAGAGACCGUCAGAUAGAAAACUUGAAUCCUGAUGUUGCCGAAUUCAUUCCUCAAGAUAUAGCAGAUCCGAAAAAGAAAUUCAAUAACAAUAUGGUGAACGGUAAUGGAUCAUCUGAUGACAACCAGACAUCCAAUGGCAAUUCUAGUAAUGAGGACAAAAGAGAAGAAGAUGAAAACUGGAGGCAGGUCAAGAGAAAAAACAAGGAGAAUCGAGUGAAAAAGGAGUCCAAGACAAAGUCAUAUGAACGGGAAGAACUCGAUUUUCACUUUGACGAAGAGUUAGAUCAAGAGGUACCAACAGGAAGACAAAAUACAUUUUCUAAUGAAUGGCCUCCUGAUGAUGACUCGGAUGAACUCAGUGACAGAGAUGUGAACAAACUGCUCAUCGUGACUCAGACUGAAGCAACUGAAUCAUCGAGAGUACCUAAGCAUGAAGGUUAUGAUCGUACGGGAGAUUGGACUACGCGUGUUAAAAUGACCCAGGAGCUAGGACAGGCUAUCAAUGAUGGUCUUUAUUAUUAUGAAGAAGAUUUAUGGACUGAUCAAGAUUAUGAACGGAGUUCAGUGGAGAGUUAUAAGACUGUCACCAUCAUUAGUCAGGAAGAUUUCAAGAAAAUGGCACCUCCAGCACCUAAAAUACAGAAUCCUGAAGUACCACCACCACCUCCACCAAUGCUGGAUGCUCCAUUACCACAAUCUGGUAGUAGCAGAAGGAGAGAACCAGCUAAUGCUCGCCACAGGAACGUUCCGAGGUUCUAUGCCGUCGUCAAAGAUGAAAGAGUUGAUCCUAGUACUCCUAGAAAGCGUAAAACCAGGCACUCAAGCAAUCCUCCUGUAGAGCAGCACGUUGGCUGGAUUAUGGAUGUUAGAGAGCAUCGUUUACGUACCACAUCAACUGGUAGUAGUUUCGGUACCAGUCCAAAUGAUGCUCAUUUGGGCACUAGUUAUGGCAGUUAUGGAAGUGUUCCACAAGCUCUACCCAACUUUCAACACCCAUCACAUGCUCUUCUCAAGGACAACAACUUCACACAACAGGGCUAUCACAAGUUCAGGCAGAAGUGUCUAAAAGAAAGGAAAAGAUUUGGUAUCGGCCAAUCCAACGAGAUGAACACACUUUUCCGCUUCUGGUCAUUCUUCUUGAGGGAAAACUUCAACCGCACCAUGUACAAUGAAUUCAAAACUCUCGCUCUCGAAGAUGCAGAACAGGGAUAUCGAUAUGGCUUGGAAUGCCUCUUCCGGUUCUACUCCUAUGGACUGGAGGUGAAAUUCAGGCCGCACUUGUACGAAGACUUUCAGCAGGAGACUGUGAAGGAUUAUGAGAACGGGCAGUUAUACGGUUUGGAGAAAUUCUGGGCUUUCCUGAAGUACUACAAGCACGGCAGCCACCUAACAGUUAAUUCUGUUCUCAGCAAGCACUUGUCAAAUUUCAAGACCGUAGAAGAUUUUCGUGUUGUUGAGCCGAGGAUUGAAGAGAUAUUCAAGUCCCAUGGAAGAGGCAACCAAUACAAACAGAAUGCAAAGAGGAACCGUAGUGUCUCUGAAAGUCAAACUGCUCAACCUAGUACAUCUCGUGAUGAUCAUAGGCGCUUCUCUGGUGCUAACCAAAGAAAUGAUGUAUUCCACCCGCAACCAGGUACUAGCGCUCCAGCGGAUUCAGGAUUCAAGUAUGCAAGAUCUCGCGCUCAGUCAUUUGGUUCUGGACGCAAUCGCAACAAUAGUACUCGUCAACGUACUGAUUCUUGGAGACAGAGAGAAUAAGCUAUUGGUUUGAAGUAAAUUAUCGAUUUCGGACGAUUUUGUGGGACGUGUUCUAAACAUUAGGUCUAUUAUCUUUUACUUACCAUCUUUGUUAGGUUAUAAUUUAAUAAGCAUAGUUCACAAACAUCAAGAAGACCAAAAAUGUGUAAAAUGAAAUGAAUGAACAUUUUUUAAUUUUUAACAAAAGUGUGAACCAAAAUUUAUCAAGUGGUUGCAGUUGGUGCCAUUGCCUUAAAAACAUGUUUCACAAUUUUACAUUUUUCAUAUUUUUUUAGUGACUAUACGAAUAAAAGAAAUAGUAAACAGCAAUAUUAAUUGAAAUAGAAAUAUGAAAUGAC
This is a messenger RNA of Phaedon cochleariae (mustard beetle), 4100 nucleotides long. The record is from the annotation of a GenBank genome assembly. Lineage: Eukaryota; Metazoa; Arthropoda; Insecta; Coleoptera; Chrysomelidae.